Messenger RNA from Medioppia subpectinata, 1149 nucleotides. The record is from the annotation of a GenBank genome assembly. NCBI's taxonomy places the organism in Eukaryota, Metazoa, Arthropoda, Arachnida, Sarcoptiformes, Oppiidae.
AUGAAUUCUGGGAACAAAUCGCUACUUUUCUCGCCCAUAAAAAUACGUGGCGUAACCCUAAAGAACCGGAUAGUGGUGUCGCCGAUGUGCACCUAUUCCUGCGAAGACGGUAUGGUUAACGACUGGCAUCUCGUUCAGUACGGCUCGUUUGCGACGGGAGGCGCCGGUCUUGUGGUGUGUGAGGCGACUGGUGUGGAGGCCAGGGGUAGGAUUGCGCCCCAAUGUCCGGGACUAUGGAAAGACCAACAGAUCGAGCCCUGGCAACGGGUGACCCGUUUUCUCAAGUCUCAGGGCUGUGUACCCGGCAUACAGAUCGCCCACUCGGGCCGCAAGGGUAGUACUGUCCCGACUUGGAUCGGCAGGGAUUCAAUUGCCGAUAAGGACGGCGGGUGGCAGACCAUCGGCCCCACCGCCGAAGCGUUUGGCGCCGGUGUGACAAAAGUGCCUAAAGAGGCCACCGUUGAAGACAUUAAUGACAUUACGAGUGCUUUCGUGGCGGCGGCUCUUCGCGCCGUUAAGGCAGGCUUUGAGGUAAUAGAAUUGCAUUUUGCCCAUGGUUAUCUGGUAAGUAGUUUCCUAUCGCCGGCCACUAAUAAAAGGACUGACAAUUACGGCGGGAGUCUUGAGAAUCGGAUGCGUUUGGGUCUUGAGAUCGCGGAAAGUGUGCGAAAAGCACUGCCGGACGACAUAGUAUUGGGCGCCAGAGUUUCGGUCGCCGAUUACGCCGACAACGGCUGGGAUUUGAAACAAAGCCUAGAAUUUGCCAAACGUUUGAAACAAUUAUCGCUCGACUUCUUUGACUGCAGUUCCGGAGGUUUGGUCGCAAAUGUCAGUUACGACUGUCUCAACACAAAUGAAGUGCACAUCAAGUCGGCGGCUGUCAUACAAAAAGAGGUGGGAAUACCGACCGGAGCUGUCGGUAAAAUAACUGACCCGCACUUCGCCGAACAGAUCCUGCGAGACAACGGCGCGACACUCAUAUUCAUCGGCCGGGCUUUCCUUAAUAACCCGCACUGGCCUUAUAUGGCGGCCGACGCUUUCGCCAACGAUACUAACUUCAAGUACCCGAACCAAUACGACUGGUGUAUCGGUUGGAAAGGUUUUGCCAAAUGGAGAAAAGAUAUACAUAAAGACACCAAUAAUAACUAA